This is a messenger RNA of Strongylus vulgaris, 791 nucleotides long. Lineage: Eukaryota; Metazoa; Nematoda; Chromadorea; Rhabditida; Strongylidae. The record is from the annotation of a GenBank genome assembly.
AUGUAUCACUGCCUACUGCACUUUACCUACUCUGUUGAAAUGUCAAAGAAAGAUUGGGACUCAGAAAGCAAGAUAUUUGCUAAUCGACUAAAUAGCAGUGCUCGAGAUCUUCGUCUUGGUGAUUCGUUGCUGAAUUGCAUGUUGGGUGGAUCUCCGGGACCAUUGGCAGACAGAUGGCUGGAGCGAACACUUGGGGUUGUAGGAAUCCAUUCUAUGCGCGAAUUUGUUGAAAAGAGAUUCAGCAGUUUGGUGGCAUUCUUGCGAGGUCAGGUAUCAGCUUCAGCGCGAUCGCUCGCUUAUCAAAUGGAUCAGUUCGGAGAGAUAGUGAGAGAAUUGCAGGAUGAGGCGAAUAACCACGAGUUCACGUCUUCCACUCAACGCACCGUUUUAAAUCCGAUAUUUAACGUGCCGUUGGCGGAUACUAUGGAACUCCCGGAUGUCGCUGCAGACUGUGUUUUCGACGCUUUAGAUCGCCAUAAAGCACUUGCAGUAAUUGACCGACUUCAUAAUGAUGGAAUUAGGAUUCAAGCAAAGUGUGUAGAAAUGACACUGGCUGCCACGAAUAAUCUCCGAGAGCUGUCGCAUCUAGUGCGUUGGAUGUCUUUGCUAACGCCACUACUUAAGAACACCAAAAGACCCGCUCAAGUUAUCGAGGAGAAUCGCCAAUGGGACGUUGCGCAGCUUCUAGAGUACAUAGUCCAGACGUUUGUGACGGAACCAGAGGAGCGUGAACGUCUUUCAAAAUCUUUGUUCAAAAUAGAAGAUAUAUUGAAGGUAUUGAUUGAUUGAGA